Messenger RNA from Mucor velutinosus, 1359 nucleotides. RefSeq lists its product as uncharacterized. NCBI's taxonomy places the organism in Eukaryota, Fungi, Mucoromycota, Mucoromycetes, Mucorales, Mucoraceae. Bases 1 to 1359 code for a protein of 452 amino acids. The transcript has 3 exons. The record is from RefSeq and is a predicted model, not a curated record.
AUGUCUGCUCAAAGUACAACCACAUCCCCCAGUUCCGAAUCUAAGCCUGCUGGAAACACUGAGCUGCGUCCUUCAGACGCCAGUGCCACCAAGGCUGUAGAUGUUACUGACCCUUCUCAGUUUUUUCUCGCUGAAACGUCUCAGAAAUUGGGUGGUCAAGCUGGCGAAGCUCCCACUACUACUGCUAGUGAUGCGAUGGACCUCGAUCCCCCUUCCUCUGCUAGUUCAUCUUCUAUUGACCUCGCCGAAGUUCAGCUUCUCUCUACGACCUUGCUCCUUGAGCAAAGUGAGGAGGCCAGAGCCCAGGCCCUAGCUCGGUUGAUCCAGCUGAAUACGUCCAUUCAAAGUAUCAUACAGAUUCGAGAUUGUUUGCUUGCAUCCAAGGCUACUGCAAAUGAUAACCUCGUUUCUUCGGCUGCUGCUUCGUUUGGCUCAUCCUCAGUCGAUGGAGUCAAAUCCAACAAGAGCGCCUCAGUAACAGUUUUCUUUCCCAACAACUUACCUGCAUUUCAGUGGGUUGGUAUGGAUGAAUUCGACCCCAAAAGCCCAAUAUUUCCUACAGUCGACGCUUGUCUGUUGAAGUCUGAGGAUGUCAUGUUCGCUUACAAGAUGGAUUUCGACAAGGAAUAUGCUCGCUUAGUACCACCUAUGCUGUCUCCAGAACAACGUACUUGGUACGGCUCGUUCACUUCUGCUUGCACUGCUCCUGCAUCGUGGAAUGAUUUCAAGUCGGCUAUCAAGGCUCGUUAUGGCAUUAGCGUAUUGGAAGAACGUCAACGCUGUGCGUCUGAUUUGUUGAGCAUUCAGCUUUUGCCCGGUGAAAACGUGAAGGCCUUUCUUUUAUUGACUUGCGUCGUCGAUCCCUGGAUCAAGCCCCAUCCGAUUACUUGUUGGCUAAGUUGUUCCUGGAUGCCAUUCCUUGGUUACGAUGUUGACAUUAUCGUCAUUAUCGCUCGUGAAUCGCUAUCAACUUUAAUCGCAAAUGAGAUUGCUGCCAUCUCAGCACCCGCUUUUACUCGCACUGCUGCUGGAUCUGCUGCAUCACAAUGGGCUCCAGUUGCAUCCCGGCAAACGCAAUGGGUCCACAGGAAGGUGUGCUUUGGAGUAAAUUUCAUGGGCAAUUUAGCUAUGCGCUUGAUAUCCAAUUUGUUUACCGACAUGCUUGAUCAGGUAUUACUUUAUAUCGACCAUUUAGGGUGCCUUACGUACACUGACUCUCUUGAUGAGCACGUUGCGUUAGUCGCUGAGGUGAUCCGUCGUUUGACCAAGGCUAAUCUCCAAAUUAACCAGGACAAGUUUGUGUUUGCUCAACGCAGUGUAGUGAAAUCAGGUUUAAUGGAUUUCACAAAGAAAAAAUAA